Xenopus laevis (African clawed frog) is the source of this 1158-nucleotide messenger RNA. RefSeq names its product ubiquitin carboxyl-terminal hydrolase 36-like. The record is from RefSeq and is a predicted model, not a curated record. The transcript has 5 exons. Lineage: Eukaryota; Metazoa; Chordata; Amphibia; Anura; Pipidae. The coding region runs from base 24 to 608 and encodes 194 amino acids.
UCUCUUAUGCCCACUUAUUGCAGAUGGUAGCCUAUCCUGAGUUUAUUGAUAUUCGGCCUUAUACCUCUGAGCCGAAAGAAGAGCCAAUUACCUACGGUCUACAUGCCGUACUUGUUCAUGCUGGGACGACUUGCUGUUAUGUGAAGGCUCCUAAUGGCAAAUGGUACAACAUGAAUGAUCAAUCUGUGAUGCUUGUGGAUAAGGCAACAGUGUUGAGGCAGCAAGUCUACCUGUUGUUCUACACCAGAUUCAACAAUGAUGAGAAAAGAAGAGAACCAGCUUCUUCUACACAAGCUACUUUGAUUUCCCAAAAGCCAAUAAUAACCAAACCAGCGAUCUUUGGGAUAGACACUAUGAUCAAGACACCAAGAAUAAAUGAAAAAGCAGAUAAUACCUUGAUACCAAACAACAUGGCAACUUCUAGCACUCAGCAGGCAAAUAUUAUCCAGCCAGCAAGGUUUAUGAUACAAUUUGCCAAGCCUGUGUUUCAGAUUUCCGAAAACACACAUGAAAGAGAUGAGAAGAAAAAGAGCCUGAAAAGGCCACUGGCUGAUGAGAAAGAAAGUGAAGAAAUGCCAAAGAAGAAAAUGUUUCUUACAAGGCUCUAAGAAAAGCCAACAAUGUUAGCAGCGUCAUACCAGGCCUACAACAAAUACAUGUGAAAUGUACCACAGUAGAAAUACUAAGACCUAUAAAGUGUGGCACAGACCUAUUGGCCAACUGGUACCAGAUAAUGGACAGACAUAUAUCUAACAGGCAUUACAGAAAUUACAAAAUGUUUGGAAUCUAUUUUGACUGCCUAGGACGUCCAUCGAAACCAUCAAACAAUCGUGGAUACUUUGGAGAAGCCUUCGAAUAUAGGAAUAAAAAAAGGUAAAGUAGUGUAAUUGUUCCUCUAGUUAUAUUGAAUUUUGAACUUAGUAUAAAUAUCAUUUUGAAAGUCACCAAUAUAUGUUUUUCAGUGAUCGUGAUCUUCUUUGUCAUGAACGUGGUGAUCAAGAAAUAUUGUCAAUGAAAAGAACCAAGAUUUGGAAGGCGCUGCUCUCCCUAUCCUACAGCAACAUGUUGAUACUGUUUUUAUGCUUUAUUGUCUAAUACAUUUGUAAUUUGUAUAUUUCAAAUAAAUAAUUAAAUACAUGUUAAAUUCUGUGUUUUUAA